Molecule: messenger RNA, 8326 nt
Organism: Chelonia mydas (Green sea turtle)
Lineage: Eukaryota; Metazoa; Chordata; Testudines; Cheloniidae
Gene: SBF1
Product: SET binding factor 1
Exons: 44
Coding region: 165-6011 (1948 amino acids)
Source: RefSeq, a predicted model, not a curated record
GCGCCGCCCGGGCUGGGUCCGGCCGAGGGAAGAUGGCGGCCGCUGGGGCUCGGCGCCGCCGGCUGGAGUCUGACGUGGGGGCGGCCGCUCUGGCCGCGGUAUGAGCCGCCCGGCCCCGCCCCAGCGCCCGCGUCUCGCUGCUCCCGGCUCGGCCAGGCCUCGCCAUGGCCCGGCUGGCGGAUUACUUCGUGCUGGUGGGCUACGAGCUGGACAAGCGGGGGAGCAGAGAUGGCCAGGGGCAGAUACUCCAGCGCUUCCCGGAGAAGGACUGGGAGGAUAACCCCUUCCCACAGGGCAUUGAACUGUUUUGUCAGCCGAGCGGUUGGCAGCUCUUCACCGAGCGGAAUCCCCCCACCUUCUUCGUUGCCGUGCUGACGGACAUCAGCUCCGAGCGACAUUACUGCGCCUGCUUCACCUUCUGGGAGGCCGUUGAGAGUGCCCAGUCUCAGAGCCACUCGAGGAACGGUGAGGAGGAGGAAGAGGCGUCGGCGUCCCACGUCCAGCCUGCACAGCUCUUUGCUCCCAAGAGUCUGGUGCUAGUGUCACGACUGGACCACACGGAGGUUUUCCGGAACAGCCUGGGUUUGAUCUACACCAUCUAUGUGGACGGGCUGAGUGCAUCGCUGGAGAACGUCAUUGGAAACCUCUUGACAUGCACCAUCCCCAUUACAGGGGGAGCUCAGCCUGACGUGGAGGACGAAAGAGCGAGGACGAUCUCUCUAGGGGCAGGCGACAGGCAGGUGAUCCAGACGCCCAUCAAUGACUCUCUUCCCGUCAGCAGCUGCAGCGUAGCACUGCUCUUCCGGCAGCUCGGGAUCACCAAUGUGCUGUGUCUCUUCUGUGCUGCACUCACCGAACACAAGAUCCUGUUUCUCUCCAGCAGUUACCAGAGACUCACGGACGCCUGCCGGGCCCUGCUUGCGCUCAUGUUCCCCCUCAAGUACAGUUUCACGUACGUGCCCAUCUUACCUGCACAGCUCCUUGAGGUGCUGAGCACGCCCACGCCCUUCAUCAUUGGAGUCAGCUCCAUCUUCCACUCGGAGACGCAGGAACUGUUGGAUGUCGUCAUAGCAGAUCUGGAUGGAGGGACGGUGACCAUCCCAGAGUGCAUUCACAUCUCCCUGCUGCCUGAGCCACUGCUCCAUCAGACACGAGAAGCCCUCUCCAUGAUCUUGGACCCUGAGCUGGAGGUAGCAGACUUAGCAUUCCCCCCAUCAACCGUCUCUGCCCCCUCCCUCAAAAUGCAGGACAAGGAGAUCCGGGCUGUCUUCCUCCGCUUGUUCGCACAGCUGCUGCAGGGCUACCGCUGGUGCCUGCACAUCAUCCGCAUCCACCCAGAGCCAGUCAUCCGCUUCCACAAGGCAGCCUUCCUCGGUCAAAGGGGGCUGGUGGAGGAUGACUUCCUCACCAAGGUCCUGGAAGGCAUGGCAUUCGCUGGCUUUGUGACGGAGAGGGGUGCCCCAUACCGAGCAAUUGACCUGUUUGAUGAGCUGGUUGCCUAUGAAGUGAAGCGGAUGCGUGCCGAGGAGGGGAGCAAGCAGAAAAUACUGCAGCACAUCAAGGAGCUGGCAGAGCAGCUCUAUAAAAACGAGAACCCAUACCCCGCAGUGACGAUGCACAAGGUGCAGAAGCCCACAGAAGGCUGCUACCUGCGCCUACACCAGAGGCCUUUUCCCCGCUUGGACGAGGGGACAGUCCAGUGGAUCAUCGACCAGGCCACUGCCAAGCUGCAGACAGCCCCGCCGGCUGUGAAGGCGGAGAAGAAGUGUAUGGUGCCAUCGGGACCCCCCAUUGCUGCCAUCAUGGAGCGCAAUGGCAGUGCCCUGGCCAACAGCGCCCGCCGCCUGGAGGUGGUCAGGAACUGCAUCUCCUAUGUCUUCGAGAACAAGAUGCUAGAAGCCAAAAAGCUGCUUCCAGCUGUGCUAAGGGCCAUGAAGGGCCGAGCAGCCAGACACUGCCUGACCCAGGAGUUGAACCUGCAUGUGCAGCAGAACAGGGCCGUACUGGACCACCAACAAUUUGACUUCAUUGUCCGCAUGAUGAACUGCUGUUUACAGGACUGCACUGCCAUGGAUGAGCAUGGGAUUGCAGCAGCGCUUUUGCCACUAGUCACUGCUUUCUGCCGAAAACUGAGCCCGGGCAUCACGCAGUUUGCCUACAGCUGUGUGCAGGAACAUGUAGUGUGGACCAACAUCCAGUUCUGGGAGGCCAUGUUCUACUGCGACGUGCAGAACCACAUCCGAGCCCUGUACCUGGAGAGCAACGGGGAGAACCACGUGGAUGAGGAGGGCAAGGAGGGACCUCAGGAAGAGAAAUCCGCCCUGGAGAUUGCGUCGGAGCAGCGGCGGCUGUGGCCUACCAUGAGCCGGGAGAAGCAGCAGGAGCUGAUCCAGAAGGAGGAGAGCACAGUCUUCAGCCAGGCCAUCCACUAUGCCAACCGCAUGAGCUACCUGCUGCUGCCCCUCGACACCAGCAAGAACCGGCUGCUGCGCAGCUCGGGGCUGGGCGACGUGGAGAGCGUCAGCAACAGCUUUGUCACCAACAGCAUUGCCGGCAGCGUGGCCGAAAGCUACGACACGGAAAGUGGGUUUGAGGAUGCCGAGAGCUCCGAUGUGGCCAACUACGUGGUCCGCUUCAUCAACCGCUUCGUGGACAAGGUGUGCACAGAGAGCGGCGUCACCAACGAGCACCUGAAGGGGCUGCACAUCAUGAUCCCCGACAUCGUGCAGAUGCACAUAGAGACACUGGAUGCUGUGCACAGGGAGAGCAAGAGGCUCCCUCCUAUUCAGAAGCCCAAGCUGCUGCGCCCCAGCCUGCUGGUGGGCGAGGAGUGCGUCAUGGAAGGGCUCCGUGUGUACCUCAUGCCCGACGGACGUGAAGAAGCUGCCGGAGGGAAUAUUGGGGGCCCCCCACUGCUCCCCGCGGAAGGAGCCAUCUUCCUCACCACUUACCGCAUCGUUUUCAAGGGCACACCCUCGGACCCGCUGGUGGGGGAGCAGGUGGUGAUCCGGUCCUUCCCCAUUGCCUCAUUGACCAAAGAGAAGAAGAUCAGCACCACGGUCCAGACAGAUCAGUUCAUCCAGGAGGGGCUGCAGCUGCGCUCAUGCACAUUCCAGUUGCUGCGGAUCGCCUUCGACGUGGAGGUGGCUUCAGAGAGCGCCGAGGUCUUCAGGAAGCACCUGCACAAGCUGCGCUAUCCCCAGCACGUACGCGGCACCUUCGCCUUCACCGUGGGCCAGUCGCCCAAGCAAGCCAUGCAGCCCAAGGCCAAGGAGAAAAACCCCUCACUCAGCUCCCAGCAGGUGACCGAUAUGUUCCAGGGCCUGGCAGUGGGUGUCAUAUCCCUUGGGCACCUUGGCCAUUCAUCCACGACGCUUUCCAAGAACCUGGUGAAGAAUGCCAAGAAGACCAUUGGCCGCCAAUACGUGACCCGCAAGAAGUACACACCGCCUGCCUGGGAGCAUCGCAGCAGCCAGCACUUCCAGGAGGACGAUGAGGAUGAGAUCUCAGUGUCUGAAGAGAUAGACAGGAGCACCCUGACCCCCUCCACUGUCAUCAAACCUUCAGACAAGAUGACCAUGAGCCACCUAGUAGAGCGAGCCUGCUGCCGCGACUAUCAGAGGAUGGGGCUGGGCACGCUGAGUAACAGCCUCACCCGCUCCAAGAACGAGCCCUUCCGCAUCUCCACGGUGAACCGCAUGUACGCCAUCUGCCGGAGUUACCCCGGGCUGCUGAUCGUCCCGCAGAGCAUCCAGGACAACACCAUCCAGAGGAUCUCGCGGUGCUACCGCCAGAACCGCUUCCCUGUCGUCUGCUGGAGGAACUCCCGCACCAAGGCCGUGCUGCUGAGAUCGGGGGGACUGCAUGGCAAGGGCGUGGUGGGCCUCUUCAAGUCGCAGAACACCCCUGCUGCAGGCCCGUCGCAAACAGACUCCACCAGCCUGGAGCAGGAGAAGUACCUGCAGGCCGUGAUUAACUCCAUGCCGCACUACGCUGACGCCAGCGGGCGCAAUACGCUCAGCGGCUUCACCUCUGCGCACAUGAGCAGCGCCGAUUCUUCCGACAAGAGGCAGCCCAAGCUGGGAUCGCUCAUGAAGCAGGUGAUGGGAGGGAAGGACGAUGGGCCAGGCACUAUUAGCCGAGGAGUGCUAGGUCCCAGAGCUAGGGUGGUCACUCUGUCCACCCCCAAGGGUGCAUCGGUGAAGGGCCGCGAAAGUCCCCGAGGCAAGUGGGGCAGCAUCCGGGCCAGCGGACGCAUGAGCAACUACGUCUUGAACAUGGAAAUUGGGUCCCGCCUGGCUGGGAAGGACCUGCUGAGCGCUCAGCACAACGGGGCCCCCUCUGAGGCCAGCUUCCUGCGCCAGCACCGGGCCUCCCUCUACAUCAUUGGGGACAAGUCGCAGCUGAAGGGAGCGAAGCCAGACCCGUUGCAGCACUGGGAGGUAGUGCCCAUCGAAGUGUUUGACGUGCGACAGGUGAAGGCCAGCUUCAAGAAGCUGAUAAAGGCCUGCGUGCCCGGCAGCCCCUCAACAGACCCCAGCCUCACGUACCUGCGGACCCUGGAGGAGUCCGAAUGGCUGUCCCAGAUCCACAAGAUCCUGCAGAUUUCCGUGCUGGUGGUGGAGCUGCUGGAUACAGGCUCCUCUGUGCUGGUCAGUCUGGAGGAUGGCUGGGAUAUCACCACGCAGGUGGUGUCCCUGGUGCAGCUGCUGUCAGACCCCUACUACCGGACAAUGGAGGGCUUCCGGCUCCUCGUUGAGAAGGAGUGGCUGUCCUUUGGACACCGCUUCAGCCACCGCGGAGCCCAGACCCUCGCUGCUCAGAGCAGCGGCUUCGCUCCUGUCUUCCUGCAGUUCCUGGACUGUGUCCAUCAGAUCCACCUCCAGUUCCCCAUGGAGUUUGAGUUCACCCAGUACUACCUGAAGUUCCUCAGCUACCACUACGUCUCCAAUCGCUUCCGCACCUUCCUGCUGGACUCGGACUACGAGCGGAUCGAGCUGGGCCUCCUGUAUGAGGAGAAGGGCGAGCGGAAGAGCCAGCAGGUCUACAAGUCCAUCUGGGAUUACAUCGACCGGCUGAACAAGAAAACCCCCGUCUUCUUCAACUACAUGUACGCCCCCGAGGAUGGUGAGGUGCUGAGGCCCUACAGUAACAUCUCCAACCUGAAGGUGUGGGACUACUACACCCAGGAGGUCCUGUCCGAGGGCCCCUCCUACGACUGGGAGCUGGUGCAGGGGCAGCCAGAGCAAGUGGAGGAGGUAGAUCGGCAGGACUCCAGUGCCCCGCAGACCAAGCGCAAAAUCAUCUGGCCGUGUUACGACAACCGCAGCCGAGUGGAGCCCGAUGCCAUCUCCAAGCUGCUGGAGGAGCUGCACAACCUGGAGGCGGAGCUGGGCCAGGUGCCGGAGUGCUGGAAGGACGUGUGGGACAAGGUCAAAGCCUCCCAGCGCACAGAGACCCGGCAGGAGGUCAGCAGGAUGGCGUCCAGUUCCCUGCUGAUGUCCUCCAGCCUGUUGCCCCACCGGCGCUCGCUGGGGGUCUACCUGCAGGAGAGCGGCGUGGGCUCCACCCUCAACCUCAGCCUGGACAGCGACACCAGCAGCACCUCCACCCCGUCCAGUGGGAAGCAGGGGGGCCGCAAGAGCACCAGCAACCUCUACAGCCAGUUCCAGAUGUCGGAGAGCGAGAACAGGUCCUACGAGGGGACGCUCUACAAGAAAGGAGCCUUCAUGAAGCCCUGGAAGCCCCGCUGGUUCGUGCUGGAUAAAACCAAACAUCAGCUGCGGUACUACGACAACCGGAAUGACACCGAGUGCAAAGGGGUCAUUGACCUGGCAGAAGUGGAGUCUAUCACCCCUGGCACCCCCACCAUGGGGGCCCCCAAGACAGUGGAGGAGAAGGCCUUCUUCGACCUGAAGACGACGAAACGAGUUUACAAUUUCUGUGCCCAGGACGUGCAGCUGGCCCAGCAGUGGAUCGACCGCAUCCAGAGCUGCUUGUCGGACGCGUGAGCCUGGCUCAGCAGCAGCCCCCGUUCCAGGCACCGAGCCCCCGGGCCCUGGCGCGUGAAGCAGAGGCAAUGCCCAGGGUUAGCACCUGAGCUGGCCCAGGUCUGACUGACUGAGGAGGAGGUGGCCGGAGGCCUGACUCUCCCCCACUGCCAGGGGCACAUCAUACCGCAAAGCCCCAGGCCCCCUGCGUGCUCAAGGACAGAAGCAGGGGUCAGGGCAGGAUCAGUCUGUUACACUAUGGUAGGAACUGUCCAGUGCAGGAACUAAUUGCAUUGAAGUGUCAGGCUGGGGCAGUGGGGAGCCAUUCUUACAACCCCCACUAAGCCUGUCUGAGCCACAUAAUUACCGGCUCUCACCCCUGGCAGGACACUGGCCUCGGGUCCCCGGCUGGGCAGCACAGCUCCCACCCCUGGCAGGACAUGGGCCUCGGGUCCUGGCUCCCACCCCGGCAGGACACGGCGUUUGUCUGAGCAGUGCUCUGGUUCUCUUGUGAAUGCUGCCGUGGGGUUUUUCUGGCCCGUUGCUGGGAGAGGCUCCAGGAGGUGCUGUGCAUUGAACCCGCCACCCCCACCCUGUGCCAUUGGGGAGCAGCCGGAGCUUUCCCCGGUUACCCCUCUGCACCCCCAAGAGCUGCCCGUGAACUUGCACAUCCAAUCUGUAAAUCCACGUGACCCAGACUGUGCUCUGCUGACCUGCCGCCAGCCCCUUGGGGCGCUUGGCCCAGCCCUUGUGAGCUCAGGGUUAGCCUGCCCAGCCAGGCCAGAAGAGAGCUCCAUGGACAGGAGGCUGAGAGCGCUGGGACCAUCCUGCCCACCCCAAGUCCAGCAACUGGGCCAGAUCCCGCCCUGGGGACAGGCACGAUCUUCGCUGGCAGUGUCUGGGCACCAGUGAGGGCUGCCUGGCUAUCCCAGCCUGGGGGGAAGAGGGGCCUCCUCCCUGUCCUGCUCUGGUGGGAUGGGUGGUCUCUCAUUAGCAGUAUUGUAGCUUUAGAGUCUGCCCCUAGCAGGGAAGGGGGGAGACUGAGGCCUGGGACCUUCUUCACCCAACCAUGUCCCGCCUGCUGUCAUGGGACUUGGCUCUGGCACAGCCCUGGAGCCCCUCUCCCUCUCCUUGCAGUGACUGUGGGGAGAGGACGCUGUGUGGCUGGGUUCUGGCGGGGCCGUUGCUCCCAGAGAGGCUCCCUGGGGCGAGUGGUAGAACAGGAUAACAAGGCCAGUCACAGGGACUGUCCACAGGAGCAGUGUGGCAUGAGCCCCUCACCUACCAGCCCUGCUUUGGGCUCACCAGCCACAUGGCCCGAGCUUGGAGAUCACAGCAUAGAGCUGCUGCCUUUUCUCUGUCAGCUCUCGGGGCUCUCCCCUGCUUUGCAGCCCCAGCCCCUACAGCUUGUGCUUGGAUCGCUGCAGCCCAGCCCCAGCCCCAUGGCAUGCGGCGGCAAAUCUCCACGCAGCCACUGUAUGCCAGCUGCAGAGCGAGGCCUCCACUCUGAGCUGGGAUGUGCCCCAGCCUCCAUGGGGGCUGACCUCAGCUCCUUGAGAUCCCCAGAGUGCAAUGGAGCCAUCGUGCUGGGGUGUUCAGGGCUCAGCUCCUGACCCCACCUGAGCUGUGUACCAGGGACAAGCUUGUACUUCAGCCCCUGCUCUCUAGCACCUCCACUGAGCCCAGCCCUGCUGCCCUCCCCAGCCCGCUUCCUGCUGUAACUUAUUGUCAGUGCAAAGGUGGAAUCAUGAGACUGAGGCGAUGGCAUCUCUGGUACAGAAACAAAUCCUUUAUCCUCCCCGUUUGCACCGUGGCAAGCUUAGCCCCCAGCAGCUCACAUGCUAGAGCCGUGUGCUUGUCCCAAACCCAGCGGGCACCUGCGUGUGGUCCCCUGGGGCUAAGGAGCUGCCUGUUCACGCGAGACCGUACCUGGCCUCGGUAGCACCCCCCAUCGGUUAGAGUUCACCACCUUCCUGCCAUUGCUCCUUGGGCCUGGGACCUGCCCUUUCCCUCCCCCCUCCUGCUGCUCAAAGCCAGGGUGGCUGACCGUUCUACCUGUCUUGUUUUUAAAGGAGUACCAUGUUUUAUUUCAGUGCAGAGCUCUUUGUACAGUCUUAACCCCAGGGUCCCCUCUUCCUUUCCCUGUAUGAUAAUGGCAGUGGCAGGUAGCUGGUGCAACAGGGAGGUUUUUGUAACUUCCCGGAGCAGUUGUAGAUUAUUGAAGUUUCUGUACAUUGUGUCAACCAAACAGAGUCCUUGUAUUGUAUUGUGCCUAGAGGGAAAAUGUUGUUAUAUAAAGAGAGAACUAACUGAAUUUAAUAAAAAAUUAAUAUGCA